UGCACAUGCGCACUGCACAGCUGACUGUUGACGUAACACAUGUUGACGUUUGUGUCUAAUAUGGCUUCCAGCGCCUGGUCCCAAAGAAUACUGCAGCUUCUUCGGCGAAUGAACAACUUUUAUUCAGCAGGUUCCAGUCGGUCCAGCUGCUUCAGGUUUGAGAUAGACGGAGCCCAGGUUGGCUGGAUUCCUCCCCAUGUCGUCUCUCUGCUCACUCCACACGCGGAUGUGUUCCUUCCGCCACAGAGGGGCGCUGUUUCCCUUUAUCCCAGCCUCGACUGCUACGAGAAGAGGUCAGAGGCGGUGAACGAUGUUUUAGGGGCCCUCAGGCAGGAGAGCUCUCUGACCUGCCUCAGAGGAUGGAGGGAUGAGAGGUACAGUGUGAAACAGAGAUUCUGUGACGUGCCUCUGAUGUGGAUGGAAAGAGCCGCCACAAGUAUUUUUGGUGUUAAAAGGUACGGAGUUCAUAUUAAUGGAUACACUGUGAACGGCAGCGGGGAGAUUAGCAUGUGGCUAGCCCGACGGUCCGUCACCAAGCAGACGUAUCCUGGACGGCUGGACAACAUGGCGGCUGGUGGUCUGGCUGCUGAUGUUGGAAUCAAACACACUCUGAUCAAAGAGUGUGAGGAGGAAGCUUGUAUCCCAGCAGACAUCGCUGCGAAGGCGUCGCCAGUAUCGACCGUAAGCUACACCUACGAGGAUGAAGAGGGGGUUUUCCCAGAGAGCCAGUUUGUCUUCGAUUUAGAACUUCCCCUGGACUUUGUGCCCUGCAUAGGAGAUGGAGAAGUUCAGGAUUUCUACCUGCUGCCCAUAGAGGAGGUGAAGGAACUGCUGGCCACUGACGACUUCAAGCCCAACUCUGCCAUGGUCAUCCUGGACUUUCUCAUUCGACACUCGCUCAUCGAGCCGGACACAGAACCGUACUAUCAGGAAUUUGUAACGGGACUCCAUCAAACACUGUAGACCCAAAAUGCAGUUAUCACGUCUUCCGUAAAUGCAGAGGCCAUCUUGGAGUCCGGUAACUCGGAGCCGAGCAUUUGGGGGAGUUGGUCACUUGAUAACAGCAGACUGGGCGUCAGAACUGGGACGGAUCCGGUCUACCUCAACUCUUGGAACAUCUCAGAGAUGUUUAUAUAAUGGGUCAAAGCCCUGAAGUUGGGAUUUUGCUCAUUAUUUAGGGAUUCUUCCAAAUCUGUACGAUGAGGAAUUAAAGGUGGAAUGCCGAGGUGCAGAACCUGACCUGAGGACGAUCGACCAGACUUCACCCAGCUCUCCUUUCUCCUCCUCUGCCUUUUCUUCUCAUCAUCUCUUAAAGCGCUCCUCACCUCUGAAAUGACUCGUCCUUCUUUGAACACAGCCUUCUUAAGUUACUGUAAAUCAUAAAUGUUUAACAUUAUCUGAAUGAAAUGACCUCCUGUUUGUUUGUUUGUUGUUUUUUUGGUUCCAGCUGUUUAAAAGCCAGAUUUUCUUUUUCUCAA
Messenger RNA from Xiphophorus hellerii (green swordtail), 1478 nucleotides. RefSeq names its product thiamin pyrophosphokinase 2 (gene tpk2). The record is from RefSeq and is a predicted model, not a curated record. Gene Ontology annotation, molecular function: 8-oxo-dGDP phosphatase activity. The coding region runs from base 40 to 963 and encodes 307 amino acids. The transcript is spliced from 8 exons. NCBI's taxonomy places the organism in Eukaryota, Metazoa, Chordata, Actinopteri, Cyprinodontiformes, Poeciliidae.